Besnoitia besnoiti is the source of this 9279-nucleotide messenger RNA. RefSeq lists its product as uncharacterized. Gene Ontology annotation, molecular function: metal ion binding. The transcript is spliced from 14 exons. The record is from RefSeq and is a predicted model, not a curated record. NCBI's taxonomy places the organism in Eukaryota, Apicomplexa, Conoidasida, Eucoccidiorida, Sarcocystidae. Bases 1 to 9279 code for a protein of 3092 amino acids.
AUGCUCAAACCCGGGAACCGGAAACGUCGCAGCUGCGUGGACACGGCUUCAGGCAGUUUGCUUUUCUGGGGCGUGCGAUGCCCUGCAAAGCUCGGCGCGGGCGGAAACGCCGGCGCGAAUGCCUGGUGUCCCGACGGUGACAAGUGUCUCUUCUGUCACACCGAGUCCGAGUAUUUCGGUCACCCAGGCGUCUACAAGACUGUGCUUUGUUCGAACGCGAAGGGACACUCGGGCAAGACUUGCUGCUUCUCCUCGUCGACAGCGUCUUCGCCUCCGCAGAAAGGUCAGGAGGCGCUCUUGCCCUUCUGCGGCCGCACACGCUGCUGCUGCUGGAAAGCCCAUGGCAAAGCCGAGCUCCGCACCGAGCUCGCGAAGGCCUACUUGCCCACUAGCAGGAGCGUCAAACUCGCUUCUGAGGGCGCCGCGACCUCGCCAUCUGCCGCCGCAGGCAGCUGCGACGGCUGGAAGAGUCUCGCCCUCGCGCGGAGGAGCUGCGCGCUGAGCGGGGGAGCGGAGACCGGCGCUGAAGGCGAGGCGCCGAGCCAGCGGCAGGCCUCGUGCUGCGCUCUGGCCGCGGGAUCUGAGAGAGACACGCCACACGCCAGUCUUUCUAUCGCAUUCCGCGCCGACAGCAACCCAGGCACGGCUGAAGGCAGAGGCGCUGAAGCGAGGAGGAGCGAUGACGCUGCGGGCCUGCUUUGCCGGCAUUUUUCGCCGUCAGCGCCGGCAGAGAAGGUCGGGGAAGACGACAGCUCGGCUGUCGGGGAGAAGGCAUCCAGGGCCGCGGAGAAAGGCGGCGGCGAGAAGACGAAGGACGGCAAACCGUGGGCGUCGGGCUGUGUGUCGAUCUCCGGCAGCGGGGAGUCCGCUCACGGCGGGGAAUGUGGUGGCGGCGACUGCGGGGGCCACAGAGACCCCAAGGGCAACGCGCCGCCGGCGUCGCCCUCCGGGGAUGGAUCUCUGAACGUGUUCCUCCCUGAUGGUUCGCUUGACCUUGCGCUCUUCAAGGUCUUUCCCUGCCGCAACCGCACUUUGCUCCACGAGCGAAAGAGCUGUCCUUAUUAUCACAACUACAGAGACAAACGCAGGGCGCCGGUCACGUACCGAGCGGAGCAGUGCGACGAGCACUUCGACCUCGAUACCGCGACGAUCCAAUGCAGCAAGGGAGACAACUGCGAGCGAUGUCACAACCGCCACGAGCUCUUAUACCACCCCAACAUCUACAAGCAGCGUUUCUGCUCCAACUUAUCUCAAAACGAGAGAGGCGGCACGACUUGCUGCGCGCGGGGCGUCUUUUGCGCGUUCGCGCACUCGCGGUCGGAGAUCCGUGCGACGCUCUUCACUAAGCAGGAGGAGCAGGAGCCGGAUUGCCAGUUUUUCGUUGCGAAGUUCAAAACCGUCUGGUGUCCCUACGGCUCGCAGCACGAUUGGCACACUUGUGUCUACGCGCAUACCUACCAGGACUGCCGCCGAGUGCCAGCCAUCGGCUACGGCUCCGAACCCUGCCCCGCGUGGUCAAAGGAUCUCCACUCCGCAGACUACGAGCGCCGGUGUCCGCACGGGGCGCGAUGCAGCUUCUCUCACGGCAGCAAGGAACAGCUGUAUCAUCCGUCCUACUACAAGACGAUGCCAUGUAUCGACUAUCGUCCGCCGACCAAUGAAGGGAAGGCGGGCGCCGCGUCGCAGGAGCGCGGCCGCGGCAGAAACGGCGGCUGCCCGCGUGGCUUCCUCUGCGCUUUUUACCACGACGUGAGCGAGAGGCGCACGCCAGUCCCGCCCGUCUCUUCGACUGCGGGGUGGACGUUCUCCUACUCGUCGCCGCUACCGCUCGCGCAGCUCAAACUUCUCCAGCCGCUCUUUCUCGAACCGCCGCUCUUCAACCUCGACGACUUUGAGGCCUUUGGGCACCACAGUCGCUUGACGGCGGCGUCUCGUCGCGCAGCGAAUCACUCGGAAGGCGCGUCGUCUUCCGGCGCGAUUCUCACCUCGUACAAUCACGCGAACUCGUUCCCUGCGUCUUCGAAGAGUCAAAACGGGCGACACUUUCCUGCCCGCAACGGCCUUUCUCCUUCAGCGGUGGCUGGCGGGGGCGCUCUCCCCCAGCACGCCUCGACGUUCUCCAGCAACUUCUCUCUCUCGUCGCCGGGGUACUGCGCCGCGCCCGUGGGCGUCCCUCCUCUUCCGCCGACUUCGGCUUCGGCCUCGGCGGGCGCGAGUCUGGUGGCGCCCGAGGGCGACGAGGAGACGGCGUCGUCGGGGCUCGCCUCCUUCGGCUCUUCUCCGAAGCCUGGCAGCCGGUCGCGACGCGCCUCGUCGUCCUACUCGUCUGCAUCCGCUUCGGCUGUUGGGCUGCCGCCGCUGGCCUCACCCUGCGGCGCCGGGGCAAGCGCCCCCGCGACUGCGGAGUCGCCUUCGUCGGGAGCCUCCUCUCGAGUGCGCGCAGACCCCGCGGAGGCGAUGGAUAGCUCGGUCAGCGCGGGAUUCGCAACCCAGGGCGAGUUUUCUGACGCAGGCAGACGCGCGAGGGAGGAUGAGGCCGUUCCGGCGAGCAGCGACGUCGGCGUCGUGGCAAAGAGCGACGGAGCUUCUUGCGAGAGACGGGGAGCGGCGUCCAGAUCUGCUGCGGCAGCGGAAGCUCACAAAGGGGGUGCGAAGAAGGAGAACCCCAAGAGAGUUUCGCUGGAGGCCUCAGCGCAGGAGCAUGUGGCGCCUGGCGCCUGCGAAGCGAACGGUCAGAGCGCCCUGUCCCCUUUUGUCUCCUUUUCGUCUCCCACCGAGGCCCGGGUGUCUCUGGAGGCCCAGCGAGACCAGGAGGAGCUCGACUUUCGCGGCGCGAGAGACGGCAGAAAUUUGCACACGUGGAGCGACCCGUCGCCGUUUGCCUCGUGCCCACCGAGCUCCGCUUCGCUCUCUUCUUCCAGUCUGCUGUCUUCUGGGUUUUCGUCUUCGUCCUAUCUGAAGAACGAGGAACACGCUCUCCAUCGAUCCACUCAGGACCAGCUGCUUCUGCAGGUCGCCGCCAUGCUGCUGACCAACAGUCCUUCGCAGAGCGAGCGUGAAAAAAUGACUCUCGCCGCGUCCUCCAGAAGGGACGAGGCCCCGCGCGCCGCAGAGGCUGAGCGUGGAGCUCGUGCGACGCACACCUCUGUUGCAUUCUCCUCGCAGUCUGGGCUUCCUCAGGAGCCUGCAAAGGUGUACUGUGCCGCAGGGGGGAGCAGCGCACACCAAGUUUUCCGUCAUGCGUCGGAGAUUGCGGGAGCGAGCCUCGGGGCGUCCUCCUCUUCAUCCUCUGUCAGCUGGAACCCCCCCGCCGCGCGUUUUUCCCCGCCUCUCUCCUCGAGCGAAGAAGGCCUCAGCUUGAGCCUGAUGCAGGGCCAGUGCGUCGCGGACGUGUCGCGCGACGCUCUCUCUGCGGACCUGAGUCUGAGCGAGCGAGCGAGUCGCGCGGAGUGGACUGCGAAUCUCGCGUCCUCGGCCUCCUUCGACGUGUUUUCUGAGCAGAGCGACGUCCUCACAGACUCGACUGCGCUUCUCCAUCCGCUGGGCGCCGGUUCGCUCUCUGCGUCUUCGCCACCUCUUCUCUCAGGCGAGUCGCUCGACCUCGAGGCGCGAGUCGACCACGCGAAGGCUGCAGACGUCGUGGAGGCCCCCGGAGGUGAGGCGGAAGACGGCGAGCGCCAGAGAGCCGAGAAUGAAGAGUGGGUCGCCAGCACGCAGGGCAGCAGCCGGCGCGACAGCGCAGGAGACGCGUGGCUGUCGUCCCUCGCAGAGGCCGCGUUCGUCAGCGACGCGCGCUGCGCCUUCCCGGCCUCAGAGCCCCUGGGGCUCCAUCCAACCGCUUCCGCGCGACGUGGCGCCUGGGUCGACGGCGAAGCGGAGGCCUCCGGCGCAAAGCGUGCCGCGCGCAGAGGGAGCGCGCGCGACGACCCAGCCCACUGGCCCGAGUCGCGUCCUGAAGGACGAGCUGUCCUCCUCGCCUCCCUUCACUUCGACUCCGCUGUCGCCGCCCCCCGGCUCUUCGUCCCUGCGGAGGGCCCCGCCGGCGCUGAGCGGUUUCCGGCCUCCCACGGCCUCGCGAUUUCGAUUCUUGAGUCCUCGCCGCCGGUGCGGCAGAUGGCGCAUGCCGCGUCCUCCUACCCGUGCUCGCCCUGCGGCCAGACCGAGCCGCCCAACGACAGCAACAUCGGCGCGGCGUCCUCCGCCUCUUGCCUCAAUUCGCUUCUUUUCGUUGGAGGCGCUGAGGCGUCUGAAGACGCCGGCUGGGCGAACGUCGUCUUGCCGGAGCGCCAUCGAGACGGGCUGGGCGGCGACUCCAGCUUCCCUGCCUCGUCGAAUGCCCUGUGGGGUGCUCACUGGGGACAGGUCGGCGGGGACGAGGAGAGAGGCCUGGGGCCUCUGGCGUCGUCGGCACCUCCCGGGCUCGUUCCGGCACCUCCCGGGCUGCUCAGGACGGAGACUGCGGCGAAGGGCGAAGGAGAGUCGCACGACAACACACGUUUCGCCUCUCGGGGCAACGGGGCUCUGAAUGCGCGUGCGAAACUCACAGAGGCCUGUCGCGGCGAGGCCGGCCGCAGCGAUGCGCUUGUGAGGGCACACGGGGGCGGAGAAGACGCCAAGGGGGAACAGGAAAUCCUGAGGGUCUCGACGGCCGCCGUCACAGCUGUCGAGACCGCCGCGGUGGCGCUGUGGGGUGCGUUCGAGGACGAGGAGGACGAAGAGCGGACGCGGAACGCGGCGGCGUUUGGUUCGCGAAAGACUGAGGAGUGCGACGCGAGGACUCUUUUUCACACGAGGCUGACCUUCCUCGACGAGGCGACCAGCAGUUUGUGGGCGACGCGGGGCGACGGCGAGGCGCGCGAGGCGGAGACUGGAGGCCGGAAGGAGAGUGACGGUGGCGAGAAGACGAUGGCGUUGGCGGUCGCUGUGAGCAGCGUGAAGGAGCAAAUCAAGCGUCUGAAGGCAGUUCUGAAUCUUCUCGCGUGGAAAAACGUAGUCCUCUACGUGCCCUCCGGCGGAGAGGCUGGGGCGGGAAACGCGGAAGUCCUCCGCGACACGCUCACGCAGGCCGAGAAGAUGGCCUAUCGCCUCACACGGCUUGGCGAAUCGGAGCUCACUGAGGAGGCUCUCGCGUCGGCGCUCGGGGGCAACGACGCUGAGGAGAAUUUCGGCAACAUCGUCGUCGUGCAAGGAAUCCAGGGCGAGCGAGCCAAGGCAGAGACGUGUCACCCUGCAUCCGCCUUCGCGCGUCUUCGCGCCUACCAGGAGAAGCAGAAAGAAGCGGUCGCCGGGGGACGUGCGAAUGCCCCAGCUCCUGCUCUUGUCUGCCUGCACGGCUCGGCGCCGAGCUACUGGCGCGUGUGUGAGGAGGCAGAAUCAGAAGAUGCGAAGUCGCGGCAGGCAGGCACGACCCCUGCACUGCGUUCUUCGUCCUGCGCAUCGGCCCCUGCUCUGGUCCUGCAUCUCGUGAUUGCGGCCUCGCCGCUCGCGCUGCUUCCGCAGGGGGACUCGACCGAGGCGCUUGUGGAGGCGGCGACAGGGCGACUGGAGCGCCCCUCGCCUGGCGCCGCUUCGCACAGGCACGUGGUCCUGCCGUCAGAGUCUCUCCCACUCUGGGCGUGUCUCUUCUGUUCCCCGCCUGCAGCCUCGGCCGCGCUCGCGCUGCUCCCUGUCGGCUCCGCGUCUUGCAGCAGACUGGCCUCUCGGGACAAAGGCGCGCACAAGGCCACCGCGGAGGCGACGCUGUCGCGCGGGAAGAAGUGCGCGAUCGCGUGCAUCCCGGCUGCUGCUUCGGGAGACUCACCGACCAGCCGAAGCGUCGCUGAGGACGUCACAGCUGCGACGGCAGCGGCGACGGUUGUCUCCGGGUCGCCGGCCUCUUCGCUGUCGUCGCUGCCUCCUUUCGCGGACCUGGCGCCCCUCUCCCCUUCGUUGCAGGCCCAUUCGCCGUCGUCAGGCAGAGGCGCUUUGCGCUUCGUGCCACUCGCCCACGUGACCGUCGGCGGCGAAGCGGAGGUUGCGCGCAGCGACGAGGCCGAGCGAGGCGUCUCCCUGGAGACGGUGGCGAGCACUGAGGCCUCUGCAGCCUCCUCUUCGUCCGUCUCCGAUCUCAGACACGCGCGCAGCGACAGGACCCGACGCGAUCUGGACGCCGAUGCCGCCAGCGGCUUCGAGGCCGAAAACCGAGACGUGAAGGGGAAGGCGCUGGCCGCCACGCUCAAGGGCAGCUACGCAGAGGCGGCGGGUGCUGAGAAGAAAGGCGCAGCUCUCGCAGCAACCAACCUGCCACGGGCCUCCAAGGAGGCCCGUGGCAGCGCGAGGAAGGCUGAGAAGCAGUUCAGAGAAGGCGAACUUCUCGGCGCGCUUCUCGUCCGCGAGCUCCGCACCGUCUACGAGGUUUCGCAGCGCGAUGCGGAGCACGACGAGGAGGGGGAGACACGGAAGUCUGACCUCCAGCUUGUGUUCUGUUGGGCUCCAUCACACCAGGCAGACGAAGAGGACCUUGAGCAGCCGGUUGCCGUGAAGUCUGAGCAGGGCCCGCGCGUCGAUGGCGACUCUUCAGAUCGACUCGCGGUGCCUCUCGCGACGUUCGCGGCUACAGAGGACCGAUCGAAGCUGGUGCUUCGGGGGACAGCUGUCUCUCGGGUCGGUGCGGGUUCGUCGGGCUCGUCUCUCUCGCGGCGCUCGACUUCGUCGUCUUCGGACUUGCCGUCGCUCUCUGGUUUGCCUGCGGCUUUGUCUCAGCCCUCGCCCUGGAUGGCGCUUCGGGCGCAGCGACUGACGCGUCUUCUGGCAGCGCACGGACAUUCGCGGCCAUUCCUCGCGAGCGCUGCGGUCGCGGGGGAGGCCUCUCGCGGCGGGGGACGCCUCUGCGGGCGAUACCUCCUUCUCGGCGGAGUGUCGGGCGCCAAGGGGGCAGAAGAAUGCGCGGAUGCUGCCGCGCGUCUCUCUUCGCGCUGCGCCUCCAGCGCCCGCGCCACCCUGACCCUCGCGCAACUCGUGGGGGGCUGCCCGGCUGCGACGCAUUUGAAUCUCUCCCGACUCUCGCCGGCGGCUCUGCAGGCGAAGCAGAGCCCGAUGUGCCUGAUGCGCGUGGAUACUGAGGACUUGGAGCACGCAGUCAAGUGUGCGAACGCCGAAGCGGCGAGGGAAACGGACUUCUCGUGUGCGCUCUGCGGCGAGGCCCUCGCCGAGGGAGCGAAGGACGCGACGGCGAACAGCGCCGAGCUUGGCGUCAAAGAGAGGCGCAGAGAUGGCGCGGAGGGCGUGUGCUGCUUCGUGAAAUGCUCAUACAACCGCGAAGGCGAUGAGCAGCGAGAACUCGACUGCCCUCAUCUCUUCCACCGCGCCUGCGCGGUUAGGCUUACGUCCCUUCCGCAGCGUCUGGGAGCCGGCGUGCGGUGCUUCUGCCACGACUUCGUUCCUCGCUCGGCGUUUUGCGGUGAGACUCAAGGGGAAAACGACCGCUCAAAGGACACCAGCCAGUGUGUGAGCGAGUCUCCUGCGGCGUCGUUCCUUCCAGGCGGGAGCCAGCUGGAAAGCGGUACGUCCUCGCUCUCUCUCUCGUUUUUGCCCUACUACAACGGCUUCGCCACGAGCGCCGCUCUCGAGGAGAGCCGCCACGUCGACGCCGAGAAGGACCUCGCCUCCUGCUCGCUCUUCUUCUCUUCAGACGCAUGCGGCGGCGACGGGUCCGUCGCGUCGGACGUCGUGCGAACCUGUGGAACGGCGACGCUCGCGUUACCCCGGCGUCUCCGCCUCCUGGUUCGAGACGUGGUGGUCGCGCUCGCGCAUCUGCAAGAGCUGCAAAUUCGCAUCGCCCUGCAGGAGCCGCCCUCUACGCAGGCGAGUCUGUCGGGUCAGAAGAGAGUCGAGAAGCUCGAGGGAGGCGCGCGAGAAGAGAGAGCCAGCGAGGGGGGAGCGAAAGCGCUCGCCUCGCAGAGUCCUCUCAAGUCGUCGUUCAUCUUCUCUCCCGAGGACUUUGAGGUUCGAGACGAAGAAGGCAGGACCGCGAUGAGUCUGGCCUCCCGUGACUUGCACCCGCGGGGAGGGGACGAGGCACAGUCGCAGGUCGCUGUGGUUGCGGACAUAUUCGCCGAGUCGGUCCUUGAGAAAUUCAUAUCCUUCUCUUCGAGAGACAUACUGGAUUCCCGCCGCCGCCUGUAUUCGGCUGCGGCUGCUGAGCUCAUCCUCUUUAUCUGCUGCAGCGGAGCGACGACGCGACUGAGGGAGGGGCAACUCCGCGCAGAGGAGACGAGGUGCAGGCGCGUCGGCGACCUUUCGGCAGCAGACAAUAAGCUCCGCGCGCUGCCUUGUCUGCUUCAGCAUGUGCUGUCCCUCUUGGGCGAGCGCAGCGGCGUUGCGAACUUGCUUCCUGCCGAGCUGCGCAGAGAGCGACGGCUGUCUGAAGUGGAUGUUUUGGAUCGUUCGGUCUCAGUCGCGGAGCACGAAGGCCGAGAGAAGCGAGAAGCGAAGGGUUCCGAUGCUGCUGCGCAGGGGCCCGCCGCGCCCCUGCUUCUGCUCGCCGACGUCUUGCUCCACCCCUUCUUCUGGUCGCCGCAAAAGCGGCUCGAUUUCGUUGAGAAGCUCCAGUUUUUCCUGGACGAGGCCGCCCCCAGAGGGAAGCGGUCCUUCGCGGCCGCCUCGAGCGCCUCUGACCGACCGGCGCUCGCCGCGUCGCUGUACGAUUUCUCGCCCUUCGCUUCCAAGAAGAUGAAAGACUCACAUCGCCGUGUGCAGCAAGAGACGAUUCGAAGAGACUCCCGGGCAAUUGCGGAGAAGCUCGCGCAAGGCUGGAACAAGAAAGUCCACGCCGCUCUCUUGCGCGCAGCGGCCCCCGCCCAGCCGUCAGGCGCAGGUGGAGAGAGCAGAAAAGCAGGUCUCCCUGGGGACGCGCCGACGUCGGCUUGCGCCUUCUCGAACGACUUGUGCGGCCUUCUCCGCUUCAUCAAGUCCCUGCGAUCGUCGGCGCUGGCCGUCUGCCUCAACCUGCUGACAGCGCCUGCAGUCGCUGAGUUGCUCCAGAUGCAUCCAGUGGCGGGCGACUCGGGUCGCCGCGCAGGCGAGAGGCGCGCCCGACAUGCGCUUUUGCAAGAAUUCGACAGCGUCCUUCUGGAGCAGAUGAACCGAGUUCACCCCUGUUUGUUCCUGUUUCUGUUUUCGCACGUUGUUUCCGAACUUAGAGGCGACCCCGACGCCGAUCGGGUGUUUGGCUUCCUAUCCGAAUUUUUACUCACGGGCAAAGGCUUCCAGGAGAGCUUCAGCGUCGAGAAACUCCUGUGA